CUCCUCCGCCGGCAGCCGCAGCGCCCAGCCGCAUCGCCCAGCUCUGGGAAUCACCCUGGUGGAGACCAGACCUGGGCAACGGAGGAGAACUCCUCGGGAGCUGGGAUGGAACAAGGAAUGGCUCCUCCGGCUCGGGGCAGAGCAGCUGUGCCCACGUCCCUGGGCAGCAGGCGUCAGCGCCUCUGGAAACAGGGGUCCUGGCACUCUGGGCCCUCGUCACCCACGUCAUGUACGUGCAGGACUACUGGAGGACCUGGCUGAAGGGGCUCAGGUUCUUCCUCUUCAUUGGAGUCUUCUUCUCAGCUCUCUCCCUGGUCGGGUUCUGCACGUUCCUCGUUCUGGCCAUCACCAGGCACCAGGCCCUGACCGAUCCCAGGAGCUUCUACCUGUCCUGCGUCUGGAGCUUCAUCUCCCUCAAGUGGGCCUCGCUGCUGGCGCUCUACUCCCACCGCUACCGCGCCGAGUUCGCAGACAUCAGCAUCCUCAGUGACUUCUGACGCCCGCGGGGGGCUCCUGCCGCGCUGCUGCCGCCAGCUGCUGGGUCUCCUGGACUCGUCCUCCCUUCCCCCGCACCCUCCCACCCUCCCGGCGUGCUGCAGCGAGAGGCAGAGGAAAGGAUCUCGCCCCGCGGUGGGGGUUGGGCUCCAGCUGCUUUCUGACUCGGCCCUCUGAGGGCUUUGCCUCCUCUUGUCUUGUGUCUGCAGCUUCCCCUUGCAGCCCCUCUCUGGCUGCUGCUGAGCUUGGGCCACCGAGCAGGCAGGCCUGGUGCUGCUCUUUGCCUUGCCCCUGAAGGCCAAAGUGGGGAGGAAGUUUGGACCCCUCCAGGAUCUGGAGGUUUCUUUGCCUCGUGGCUGCAGCUCCCUGAGCUCUCCUCACUGCUGCAGCCAGCAGCAGCUGCCUAGGAGAGGGAGGGAAGGAAGGAUUCUGCCCUGGGAAAAGCAACUCCUGCCCCUAGGACUGGGCUGGGUGACCUUUGGAGGUCCCUUCCAAGCCAGACCAUGCUGUGGUACUGCUCCUGGAGGAGGACAGGAGAGGGAAGCCUUUCCUCGAGGAGAGCAGGAGGGAGAGGAGGCAUUCCCCGGGGAGAGGAGGGAGGGUCCUUUCCCCGAGGAGAAGAGCAGUGCUCAGGCUUUGGGGUGGGGUCUUUGCUACUGCUCUGCCCCUGAGUGCUGUUUGCACCCUACUGGCAUCCUGCAGCAGCACAGCCCUGGGCCCCUUCGGGCCCCUUUGAGCUCCUUUCAGCCCCUUUGGGCUCCUCGGGGCCCCUUUGGGCUCCAGAGUUCCCAACAGGGACCCCUGAGCACUUGGGGGGAUGAGGGUGGGACUGGGUGUCCCCCAGGCAGCUCAGGGGUGUCCCCUCUGUUUUCUAUCCCCCCACUCCUCACAGGUUGUUUCCAUCUUGGCUUUUUGAGGCAUUUCUGCUGACCUCAGAUCUGUUCCCACGUUGGAUCUUGCUCUCUCUGCACCCCUCAGUGUCACACCUGGGAUGCUGCAGCUCACAGUGGGGGUGGUCUGAGUCUCUCCCAGUGUCUCUGUGCUAAACCCACACCAUGACUUGUUGGUGCCACCACGGAGCAGAAUUCACCUUUCUCACCAAA
This is a messenger RNA of Pogoniulus pusillus (Red-fronted tinkerbird), 1598 nucleotides long. It is a transcript of the gene SLC48A1, whose product is annotated as solute carrier family 48 member 1. The transcript has 3 exons. Gene Ontology annotation, molecular function: heme transmembrane transporter activity; heme binding. The coding region runs from base 228 to 497 and encodes 89 amino acids. Gene Ontology annotation, biological process: heme transport. Gene Ontology annotation, cellular component: plasma membrane; lysosomal membrane. The record is from RefSeq and is a predicted model, not a curated record. NCBI's taxonomy places the organism in Eukaryota, Metazoa, Chordata, Aves, Piciformes, Lybiidae.